Messenger RNA from Pimephales promelas (fathead minnow), 1492 nucleotides. It is a transcript of the gene serinc5, whose product is annotated as serine incorporator 5. The record is from RefSeq and is a predicted model, not a curated record. NCBI's taxonomy places the organism in Eukaryota, Metazoa, Chordata, Actinopteri, Cypriniformes, Leuciscidae. Gene Ontology annotation, cellular component: membrane.
AACCCAACAAGCAUCUGUGAUUUCGGAUUUAUGUCGGUCACAGUCUCGCAGACUUCCGCACGCGCUAGUCUCGGACAGCUCUUGCUCGCCUCGCACACACGUCACACAGUCUAUUGUGAGCCGCGGCGCGCGUGCAGGACUGAUCGCGGGAGCGCGAGAGCACAGAAGACACGGACCACGGUCGCGUUAUUUAGAAUCUCACGAGCAAAACAUUCGAACUGGAUUAGUGUGUGUAAAGCAGAAUUUGCCUCGCUGUCAGCAUGUGUUCCGCGUGUUGUGUGUCUCAGCUGGCCUGCUGCUGUGGAUCGGCUGCCUGCUCCCUGUGCUGCGGCUGCUGUCCCAAGAUCAAACAGUCCACCUCGACACGCUUCAUGUACGCCCUCUUCUUCAUGCUGGUCACGGUGACCUGUGUCAUCAUGAUGUCCCCCACUGUGGAGACGGCAAUGCGAGAAAAUAUUCCUUUCUACAAAGAAAUGUGUCAUCAGCUCAAUGCGGGGGAGAACUGCAGUACCCUAGUGGGCUAUUCGGCUGUGUAUAAAGUCUGUUUCGGCAUGGCCUGCUUCUUCUUCUUCUUCUCAGUGUUCACCAUUUGUGUGCGAACCAGCACAGGAUGCCGGGCAGCUGUUCACAACGGGUUCUGGUUCUUUAAGUUUCUGGCUUUGCUGGGCUGCUGUGCAGGCGGAUUCUUUCUCCCAAAUCAAGACACGUUUCUAGAAGUCUGGCGUUAUGUGGGGGCCGCUGGAGGUUUUCUCUUCCUCAUCAUCCAGUUGAUGCUUCUCGUCCAGUUUGCCCACAGAUGGAAUCAAAACUGGAGCUCAGGAGCCAAAUAUAAUAAAAUGUGGUAUGCAGCACUGGCUUUUGUCACACUGGCACUGUUCUCCGUGGCAGUGGGAGCCAUGGUGUUUAUGAUCAAGUUCUACACGCACCCAGAGGCCUGCUUCCUCAACAAGCUCUUCCUGGGAGUCAACUGUGGCCUGUGCUUCAUCGUGUCCCUGCUGGCCAUCUCGCCCUGCAUUCAGACCUUCCAGCCCACCUCAGGUCUGCUGCAGCCCGCGAUCAUCACCGUCUAUGUCAUGUACCUCACCUUCUCAGCGCUCGCCAGCAAACCCAUUGAAACGGUGGAGGAAAACGGAUACAAUGUCACUGUCUGCGUUCUUCCCUUUAAAUCAGGACUGAAGAGCGACACUAACAUAGUGACGGGCAUCGGAACGGUCAUACUGUUCGGCUGUAUACUGUACUCUUGUUUGAUCUCCACCACCAAGAGGAGUUCAGCAGCCUUGCAAGUGUACAGGAACGACAUGCCUGAAAAUGAGAGAGCCCGCUGCUGCUUCUGCUGUGUUGAUGAUACAGAUUAUGAUGAUGAGAAGACCGCAGGAGGGCAGAGUGUGAAGUAUGAUGAGAAAGAUGGCACAAUCUACAGCUACUGGUACUUCCAUUUUGUUUUCUUCCUCGGCUCCCUCUACGUCAUGAUGACUGUAACCAACUGGUUUCA